Penicillium coprophilum is the source of this 420-nucleotide messenger RNA. Its product is annotated as kinase domain-containing protein. The coding region runs from base 1 to 420 and encodes 139 amino acids. Lineage: Eukaryota; Fungi; Ascomycota; Eurotiomycetes; Eurotiales; Aspergillaceae. The record is from RefSeq and is a predicted model, not a curated record. The transcript has a single exon.
AUGGCUCGAAGCCAACCUCUGGUGAGAUUUUUCCUUCCACGGCAUUGGAGAGAUCAACCGCCGGUAGCCACAGAUCUUUUCGUACUAGGGUCGACUCUUUACGAGUUUACGCAAGGCACCAGCCCGUACGAGGAGGUUCCUAGUGAUGAGGCUGAAGGACUUUUUACUCAAAAGGAGUUCCCCGAUAUAUCUCAUACACUGAGUGGAAUAGUCAUCAAACAAUUUUGGCCAUCUCAAAUUGAGUCAGCAGCGGAUGUGCAAAAUUCUACCUGGACUAUUAUAUUUCGCACAGCCAACGUCGACUGUAUCCCUCACCCCGAUGAUCCGGGCACUGCUCAGGAUAUGUUGAUUGACCCAUUGAUUCCCCCUAGGGUUGGGGCAGUCCACGCCGCUUUGUCUUGCUUCGAUACAUCUAUGUAG